Cetraspora pellucida is the source of this 1800-nucleotide messenger RNA. The record is from the annotation of a GenBank genome assembly. NCBI's taxonomy places the organism in Eukaryota, Fungi, Glomeromycota, Glomeromycetes, Diversisporales, Gigasporaceae.
AUGACUAUACACGAAUAUUUUACUCGAGCGUAUACCGAAUGGAACAUAAUAAACUUUCUAAACCAAUGUAACGAAGAGCCAUUCCGGCUAAAAGUAGAUUUAUACCUAAGAAGUCUUGAAAAUAUUAUUAACUGUGAAAAAGGAAAAAGGAAGGAAAAAGCACAGUUUCUUCUUGAUAAAUAUAAAAGCUCAAUUAGUCGAGCCACAAGCCAGCGUUGGGACACAGGUGACCAAUUAGCUUGCCUGAUGUUUCAAGUCUACAAGCCGAGCCAGCGUUGGACCCAUCGACACAGGCAACCUACAAGCUUGGCUGAUUUCUUCCAUUGCCAGGGUACCCAACCCGAUUAUAAACUCGCAAGAAAGUGGAAUGAUGAACGCGCAAACAAGCAGAUCCAUUUUCACCAGCCGACAUUCACAAGCGGUGGAACUAACAACAUUAAUAUAAGUGGGAUUACUAAUGGCGGAACUUUCGUUACAAAGAGGGAUCAUGAAGAGAAUAAAGAAGAUCAAGAUCAAAAACAUGUCAAACGGACAAAACUAGCGCUUCAACUUCGUGGCUACAUUCCCCUUUCUCGUUCCUCUUCAGAUGUCGUCACACCUCCACCACUACCUUCACGACUAGGUGGCAAUGCUCCUAUUGGCUAUUUCGGAAUUCACGCUUUUCCUCCAUAUGACUCUUUACAAGUUCAAUCUAGCAGUCUUGAAGAUGACAGUGAUUUAUCUGUGAAUGAGAAUCCAUCAGUCGAGGUUCAACACCUUAUCUCAAAAAUGGAAAACGUGAAAUAUCGUCUUUUUGAAUACAGUAUUGUCAACCUCUCCGAAAAAAAUCUCGUAGACCCAGUAAAUAAUGUCUUUUCAGAUGACGAUAAAAAAAGAAUGAGGAAAUUCUGGGAAGAUAUGGAACCAUCAACUGAAGAAAAGUUGAAUACAGUGCGAAAAUCGAAAUGGGAAAAGAGCAUUAAGCCACUGGUUGACAAGUAUGCAUCUGCCAUUGAAAUUAAGUCUGCUUUUGAUGACGAAAUUCAGACACUAUCAUCAGAAGUUAUUUUUGAGAAGCCGUUCGAGGGCAAGUUUGACUUUAGAACACAGUAUGAUCUAUUAUGGGUACAGGACAUUUAUCGACGAUUUGUGCUCUUGUUUGCCUCAUGUUUCAAUAUACUUCGUGAUGCGACUAUGUCAGAGAUAGCCUACAGAGAAUCAUUUGUUAAUCCCAUAAUUCCCAAGGCAUUCGACGAUAUGAAAGACAAGAUUGGGUUUCAAACUGGAGAGAUAGAGAGCACAUUGCGUAAAGAACAUCGAAAUCAGACCAAUGACCAAAAACCUCGGAUAUUGCUUGGUUCAAAUUAUGAUGGGAUUCUAAAAUUUUACGUGAAUGCAAAUGAAAUAGAGAUUGGAUUUUUAGAAGUUGUAGGGAAUGCGACGAUUGUGGAUCUUAAAAAAUAUCGCGAAGAUAAGGAGAAAUUAUUAAAGGCGAUGCAGUUGUCGAUCUUUUAUCAACGACAGCACCACUUACGUCGUAAUGCUCCAGAAGAACAGCUUAAAUGCCUUCAAAGUUUUGAGCGUGAGACAACAAUUUACACAAUGCAUCGUGUUAAAGGAGGUUUGCAUGUUGUUGAUAUCCUCUCCAAUUUCACGAUUCCGGACAGCAAAAGCCAGUUAUAUGUACUAGAUGAAAUAGUUAGAAAAGCUUAUUUUUUUAAAGUAGGAAUACAAGAAAUUUCAAAAAAGGCACAACAAUACACUCCAUCAAAUGAAAAUCCGUUAGAAGCAUCACCAUCGAAAAGCACUAGUAUGCGAUAG